Messenger RNA from Neurospora tetrasperma FGSC 2508, 299 nucleotides. RefSeq lists its product as uncharacterized. Lineage: Eukaryota; Fungi; Ascomycota; Sordariomycetes; Sordariales; Sordariaceae. The coding region runs from base 27 to 263 and encodes 78 amino acids. The transcript has a single exon. The record is from RefSeq and is a predicted model, not a curated record.
CCCCCACUUAAUUUGAUUGGCAUAAAAUGCACAUAAUCGGGCAGUAUCCUUACAGGUUAUGUUUGAUUGCCCUGGAAGUUAAAAAUCAAUGCCCCGAGUCUAUACGGUACGUCUUGCUCUACUGUCAAUGCAAGUUUGCUUUACCUCGGUGUUGUCAUGAGAGGCAACGAGCUUCCAGGGAAGCAGGGUGUAUUCAAAACGGACUGAAGGGGAAACUCAAAUCAGCAAAGAUGAAGCAAAGUGUAAAUGUGGCAGAUAACUAAGGAAUAAAACGGAAACCGGAGAGAGCCGCGUUGGCA